Molecule: messenger RNA, 3043 nt
Organism: Clunio marinus
Lineage: Eukaryota; Metazoa; Arthropoda; Insecta; Diptera; Chironomidae
Source: the annotation of a GenBank genome assembly
CAAAAAUGUUUUCAUUUUUAAAUCAAGGUUGACAAAAAGCCUUUGUACUACAAAACAAUUCAAAACAUACUACAAAAUAAAAGUUUUAAGAGUUCAUUGGGAAAUCAAACAAUCAUAGAGAAAUGUAGAAUUCAGAUGAAUUAUUAUAAAACUGAAGCGAAAAAAAAAAAUCAACAUUGAAAAUAAAAUUAUAACGAAAUUUGCUGAAGACAAUUUUUUUGUAUAACGAAACCUUAAGAUCAAGUAAAAUAUAGAUAUUUCAAAAAAGAAGAAUAAUCCUAAUUUAAAAAAAAAUUCAUAUCUCUAAAGAGCAAACCAUGACAUCAAAACAAGUGAACGAUAGAAGCUUUAAAAGGUCAAUCGAUGGAAUCUUCACAGUUUUUUCAAAUUUGAAGAAUCAAAAGUCUGUAGAAGUGGAAAAAUUUCAAUCUGCCUUUUACAAUGUUGCAGUGAUCAUUAUAUGUGGAGCAUUUAUCUUAGUAAUUCUUGUGCUUCUUCCUUUUCUGAAGCCUUUAUUAUGGGCUUCUCUAGUUGGUGCUGCUCUCUUUCCAGCUAAAAAGAAAAUAUCGAAUGCAAUCUAUAACUGGCUUUCUCUAAUUGAAGAAACAGAAAUGCCUAUAGCAUUUGGACUUUUUAUGCUUCCUUUUAAUGGCUUCGAUAAACUGGGAGAAAUCAUUGCUUGUUGGCUUAUGACUCAUAUGAAAAUUCUUCUCAUUCUCAUUGGCUCACUUACUAUGCUUCAGAUCAUAUAUUAUUAUGUACCUUCGAUAGUUUUCAGUGCCGCUGCUUCCUCAAUCAUAUGGCUUCACACGUUCCUUGGCAACAUGAUUGGAUCAUUAAGUCUAACUCUCGUUUUAUCGCUGUUAUUCUGCUAUGGAAUAUCAGUUGUUUUAUUAUGGAAUGAGUCACGAUCCAAACUUUUUACGAUAAUUGGUCAAGGAAUUUGGGUGUUGAUCGUUGCGUAUGUUUGUUCGUUCCUUGGUGCAGUUCAAAUCCCAGCAUUUGCUGCUGUUGUGAUUUAUGGGCUAGCUGGUCUUCUAACAGAUGAAGAAAGUGUUGACGAUAGCACAUUAAUUAAAAAAAUUAAGAAAACUUUUCAAAAGAGUUCUUCAGAUCAUGAACAAGAGACAAAUUUGGAGAAAAUGUCUGACGAUCAAAAGUUUCCUAAUACACCGAUUGGAAGAUUUUUGACAACUAAAAGUCAUUUGUCAGAAAUCAAACAUAAAAUGCAGCUCAGUCUCCAACAUGAUGAUGAGGAAACAAAUAAAGAAAAUGAUCAGAAAGAUGAAUUGGAAUCAGACUCAUACUUCAAACUUCUCUUUUAUGCUGUCAUUGUAACUCUUUUAUGGCAUCAGCUUUGGAUCAUAUUCAUCGCUUUCAUUCUGGUUAGUUGGAAACUUUUUAAAGAGUUAAUCAAUAUACUCGGUUUGAAGAAAUACUUAGAAGAACAAUGGAAAAAUAAUUAUUUGGAGAGAAUCAACAAUUGGUAUUCGCCUAGAAGAUUUGCAUUACUACCAGUAUGUCUUCCCGGCGUUCUUCAACUCAACGCAAAACUUCACAAAUUUUUCUGCUCUAAACUCAAAUCUUAUGCUGAUGAUAUUGGUGCCAUAGUUGUCAUUGUUGUUCUUAUUGUUUCUGUCAUUAUGUUGACCGUUUUCUUCUGUCUUCAAAUAUACUCUGAAACAAUAACAGUCGCCACUUUAGGAAGUAAUCUUGUGAACCGCACGUUAUCAACGAGACCGGAACUUCUUGAAAUGCUUCCUAUUGAUAUGCAGUCAAUGAAUGAUGUCAUCGAUAAUGCAUACAAAUACAGUCGUGGGACAAUUGAAGAUUAUCUUGAUAACUUUUUUAAUGGCACAAAUCCAGAACAAGCUGUCAAAUUGAAACAUCAGAUUCUUAGUGUGUGGGAUCGAUUAAUUCAAAGUUAUAUGGAUCGAAAUAAUGAUUCUGUUGGGCCAAGGGUUCCAACUGAAUCAGUCUUUUCAUCAAUUGAUGAAAUUGUUACAACUUCGGGAGUAACUGUAACAGGAUUAGUGGCAUGGGCUAAAACCAACAUUGACGUUUUGUUGGAAGUUAGUGAAUCUCUUUGGAUUGUGUUGAAAGCAAAUCUCAGUCUUUUAUUCUCAACAAUAACUUCUUUACUCUCUGUACUUUUGGGAAGUGGACAAACAAUGAUUAAAUUCAUAUUUGACACGAUAAUUUUCUUCACAACACUUUAUUAUCUACUUCAAUCAAGUCAAGAACGGUAUGCUCCAAUUGCAAUGAAUAUAAAUACAACAUGGGGAAGACGAAUAGCAGAUGCACUUGAAGAUAGCGUUUCAUCCGUUCUCGUAGCGACUUUAAAACUAUCAGUUUUUCAUGGAUUAUUCACUUGGCUUACACAUACAGUUUUUGGAGCUCAUGUUGUAUAUUUACCAUCAAUUUUAGCAUCAGCAUUAGCAGCCGCACCCUUUUUAGAGAGCUACUGGUGUUGUAUUCCUGCUUUUCUUGACUUAUGGCUUUCACAAGAUCGCUUUUAUCUCGGACUAAUACUUGUCAUUAUUCACUUUAUUAUUCCUUCAAAUUUUAAUCCAAUCAUUCAUUCUGAGAUCAAAGGAGCUCAUCAUCCAUACCUCACUGCAUUAUCAAUUAUUGGUGGUUUAUACUUGCUUGGAAUUGAAGGUGCAAUUAUAGGACCUUUAUUACUUUGUCUGUUAGUUGUACUAAGUUCUAUAACUGCUAGCAGCAUAAGUUCACCAACAAACACUUUCACUCGACAGUCGUCCAAUGACGAGACUCAGAAAAUCUCCUCACCACAAUUAGAAUUUUCGAUGAGAACACCAAUGAGAACAAUUGAAGCCGGAACAUCUCUUGACAAUACUUUAUAACAGCGCACUUUUAAGUUCUUCAAAAAAAGGAUCAACUACAUGCCUAGUCAGUUCACCAUGCAAUGCUUCUUACAUAUACAAUUAUUAAUCUGAACUUAAGUAUCUAAAUGUACUUUGUUAUCGAAUCAUAUUUUUUAAAAUUUAUUUUGAAUAAUAAAUAAUAUUUGCAUUUUUAA